Molecule: messenger RNA, 1569 nt
Organism: Scomber scombrus (Atlantic mackerel)
Lineage: Eukaryota; Metazoa; Chordata; Actinopteri; Scombriformes; Scombridae
Gene: fam161b
Product: FAM161 centrosomal protein B
Exons: 9
Coding region: 1-1569 (522 amino acids)
Biological process (GO): cilium organization
Cellular component (GO): cilium
Source: RefSeq, a predicted model, not a curated record
AUGGCGUCAUUUAAUAUCACAGAUCAGAGGAAUAUGUCGACGCUAGAGACCUUUCUGGAGGACGGGCUCAGAUCAGAGCUGAUGCUCCAGCAGCAGCUCAGUUCCUUGCGUGAGGCCCUCAAACAGCAACUGCAGGAGACAGAGAAGAGACAGAGAGAGGAACUGGAGAGGAGGAUUCAUCACAAUACUCUCCUUUCAAAAGAUGUGUCGAGUGAUAACAAUGAACCCAUCCAUCAGACCAAGCCAACCAGAGCUCCACAGUGUGAACGUGCAGCUUUAUUUAAAUCAUCACAGCAGAGGAAAGAGGCUGAAGCUGAGGCAGAGUGCCAGAAGAAGUUCUGUGCUCUUCCCGUCCCCGACCAUGUCAGUCUGUCCCUCUAUCAGGAGAUGGUGGAGCUGAGAGAAAAAGAGAGGAAGCAAGGCCAUGAGCAGAGGAAACACUUCCUGCUCUCUGUACAGAAACCUUUCAGCUUCCAGGAGAGAGAGAAGGAGAAGAGGGAAAAGCUGAUAGCGAUGGUUAACGAAAUCUCACAGUCACAAGAUCAAAAACACAAGACUGCCUCUGCUGGGAAAUCUCCUCACAAAGGAGUGAAACACACAGACCAGGAACUUAGCAGCAAAGUCCACGUUCAGAGUCAGACCACACUACACGAGAAUCCCACUGCCACCGGGAGGCCGAGACUUCGCACCGCUGAGCGCUCCAAAAAGGAAAAGCUGGGAUUCUUGGACGAGAAGCCAAGCUUCCAGCCCAAAAUCAUCCAUCAGGUCCCUGACUUCAGCCGGCUGCACAAAGCCUUGCAGACAGAGGUGCUGAGAAAAACACAGAUUAAAGACAUGACCAAGUGUCAGCCCUUCCACCUGAGAACAUCGGCACUUCCUACAAGGCAAAGUAGGCUGAGCCUCGAAAGCUCAAAGGUGCCAAAUAUAAGUAAUCUUAGGAGAAGCAAGUCAUUUGGGGCUUUAACAUCACUUUCCACCGACACACUCCCGACAUACAUCACAGACGCUGCAAGAAAGCGCUGCAUGGCCAUCAGAAAGUCAAUGGAGAUGAGGGACACUAAGAAUCAAGAGAGCUCAGACUGGUUGAGAAAGUACCAACAGAGGUCUGAAGCCAUGAGGAAGACAGUUGCCCUCCAUGCAAAACUGCUGGACCCACACAACAGCUUGAAAGAAGUUUAUAAUGAAAAACUGCUACACCAUCGGGAGUCUGACCAAAAAAGGAUGAAAGAGUACAUGAAAGAGUUAUGGGACAUGAAGGCACGAGUCAGUGAACGCCCCUAUUUGUUCGAACAGGUGAAACAGAGAAAUGCAAAGGCUAAUGCAGAGAAGACGUACAGGAACAAGCUAAAGAAAGCCGGGAUACAAGAGAAAUUCGUUGAAGAAAAUGGAGAAGCAGAUGAAGGAGCCUCAACCUCAUCCAGAUCUGAAGAUGAUACAUAUGUGAAUGACCACAGCAGAGAAAAUGACAUCCAUAGCGGCUAUGCAGAGGAAGAAAAUGUAGACGACGGGGAGAAAAUUGAAGAUGUGGAAGAGAAGAGCGUGAAGUCCAAAGGGGAAGAAAUGCCAUGA